Messenger RNA from Gymnodraco acuticeps, 4250 nucleotides. Its product is annotated as E3 ubiquitin-protein ligase TRIM32-like. NCBI's taxonomy places the organism in Eukaryota, Metazoa, Chordata, Actinopteri, Perciformes, Bathydraconidae. Gene Ontology annotation, molecular function: protein binding; zinc ion binding. The record is from RefSeq and is a predicted model, not a curated record.
AUGGAGGCAGCCUCUUACCCGCUGGACCCAGAUCUAUUGAGGGAGGUUCUUGAAUGCCCUAUCUGCCUGGAGACCUACAACCAGACUCAAAGCGACCAACUCCUGCAGUGUGGUCACACAGUGUGCCGGCAGUGUCUAGAGAAGCUGUUGGCUAAUACUAUAAAUGGUGUGCGCUGCCCCUUCUGUAGCAGAGUGUCCCGUAUGAGCAGUAUCUCCCAGCUGGCCGAUAAUCUCACUGUGCUCAAGAUCCUUGAUUGCACUACAUCCUGCAGUGCUGCUACUGCUGCCUUAAUGUGCAAGUCCUGCUACAACCUACCACGACAGUACUGCCAUGACUGUGCCACAUUCCUCUGCGAGCUCUGUAAAAGAGGGCCACUGCAUCAAGGACAUUCAAUACAGCCAAUCAGGGUGGCCGCUGAGCAGCGUCGUAAAGAGCUCGGUGGCAAGCUGGCUUCUCUGCGUGAUGUCAUGAGUGAAAUUCAGAAGAAAAAAUCAACUAUUGACAACAUUUCCAAGUCCUUGAGACUAAAGUACCAGGCAGUGCAGCAGGACUACGUGUCAGCUGAGCUACGUCUUCAAGAGGAACUCGGCCGGUCUCGAAGGACAUUCACAACUUCCAUGGCAGAAGUGGAGAAGCUAAAUGGGCAGGUCUUGGAGGAGCAGACAUACCACCUUAACAUUGCAGAGGUAAAAGUGGUGUCACGCUGCGAUUAUCUGACAAUGCUGGUGAGGCAGAGUGAUAUCGCUUUGCUAAAGGAUGAUGGCGAAGGCAGAGAUGAUGAAGAGAUAGAUUUGAGUAGCAGCUUGCCCACCAUGUUUCAGCUGCAAGAGCCCGAGCUGGUCCGAACAGAGCACACUAAACCUGUAGAAGUGGGCCAAGUUACCACAAACACUUAUACUGUCAAUACAGAGGAUGAGGAGAGUGGGCUGGAGGUUGCACUUGAGGGUGAUCUAGAGAGUGUAGCUGGGGCAAUGGGGGCUACAGGUGGUGGAAGGGGGGCUCCAUUGGACCUUUACAGAGACAUUGACAUGUUUGCCACUAUAGAAGAGGCAGCAUGUGGUUCACCAAGCAGCUUUAAGUCAAAGUCCAUGGAUGCAGGCGGGGGGUCACCUGGAGGGGCUGGGGCAAGUGCAGGCCCCCAAGUCUGCCAGUUUGUGAAGAAGAUGGGCUGCAAGGGAGCGCUACCUGGCACCUUCAAUUUACCAGUCAGCAUCUGUGUGACUCCACACGGUGAGGUCCUGGUGGCUGACCGUGGAAACUACCGCAUCCAGAUCUUCAACCGCAAAGGUUUCCAGCGUGAGAUCCGCCGCAACGCCAGUAGCAUCGACAACUUUGUUCUGAGCUUCCUCGGAGCUGAUCUGCCCAACCUCAUCCCCUUAUCCAUUGCCGUCACUCCUCAAGGCCUGAUUGGGAUCACAGACAACUACGAUAACUCAGUUAAGGUCUACACUAUGGAUGGACAAUGUGUGGCCUGCCAUAAGACGCAGCUGAUUAAACCCUGGGGCAUUACUGCCACGCCAUCAGGCCAGUUUGUUGUGUCAGAUGUGGAAGGGGGCAAACUAUGGUGUCUAACAGUGGACCGCAAUGUAGGUGUGGUCAGCUACAACCGAUUGUGCUCUGCUGUGCGGCCAAAGUUUGUGACGUGCGAUGCGGCUGGAACAGUCUAUUUCACCCAGGGUCUAGCCCUGAACUUUGAGAAACGUCACAAUGAGCCCUACCUCGAAGGUGGCUUUUCUAUUGGCUCUGUAGAUAAAGAGGGUCAGCUGGGAAAGCAGCUCAGUCACUUCUUCUCAGAGAAUGAGGACUUCCGCUGCAUCACCGGUAUGUGUGUGGAUAUCAAUGGGGAUUUGCUGGUAACGGACAGUGGCAGAAAAGAAAUCCUCCAGUUUCCCAAAGAGGGUGGAUUCAAAGUUCUCAUCCAGGAAGGUCUGACCUGCCCUGUAGGAGUGGUCACGACCCAGAAAGGACAGCUGCUGGUGCUUGAUUGUUGGGACCACUGUGUCAAAGUCUACACUUACCUUCAGAGGAGGCACUCCUCCACUUCCUAGAGGACAAUUCAGAUGUAUUAGGUAUGUGUUGGAAAGCGUGUUUGAAAAAGGUAGACUCACACUGUAACCUGUCACUUUAGUUUGGCUGCAGACCAAACGAGUCUUUUUUGGGUUAUUAAAUGAGAAAUAUAGUCAAACUGGUUUAGUUUGAAACCCACUGCAUUUUAUUGUAAUCAAAUAAAAUGAUGCUACUUAAGCUGCCUAUUAUCUAAUAAUUUAAAUGAAAAACAAAACUUGGUAAAUUGUUUUACUACAAAUAAUACUUGCAAUAGUUGUCAAUAGAAGCCAACAAUUGUGAGGCUGCUGCAGUCACAGUUUACUGAUACGUGCACCAUUCAGCCGGAGUGUGUGUGAUGUAUGGCUUUCACUAAUCUGGCUCAGACAUGCAACAAAGAAUAUGAUAAAGAAAAGCUGACAGAUUUGCAUAUAAAAUGAAGCAUACCAAGGCUUUGGGCCUGUGAAGCACUUUAUUAUUGACAAACACUGUUUUCCUAGUGUGAGGUUUUAGUAGCACAGGCUAACAUUGAUGUUGCUGAAUGCAGCAGGCGCUUUAAAUGUUUACUGUGCAGUUAGCUAAUGGCAAACAGUAAAAGUAUACAAAUUCAUUGGAUUUCAUUCAGGGAACAUUAGCUUAGAAUAUUAUCUUACUACAGGAUAGAGGGUUGAAAACUAAAUUACAACAUGAUAGGCAAUGGUGUCAUUUUCCUGGCUGCUGCGGGUUAACACUUCUUUGAGGGGAAUGCAAACAGAUACUGAUGUUUAAUUUGUAGGCCACAUUAUUAUCAUUUUGUCCUGGUACCUAAUUAAUACUGCCUAGCUAGCAUAUGUGCUGUGUAUUUUGAAUCAGCGCACCAGCUUAAAAAGCAAAUAUUACAAAAAAGCUAAUGUAUGAUCUACAAACAAAAAAUGUUCUGUCCAUUCUUUCAUUCAACCUCUCCAUGUGAGUUACAAGCCACUGCCUCACUUGUGUCCUAGGAGGCAGGCUAACCUUCUGCAAGAUAACAUGUCAUCUGCCCCAUACUGUAUCCUAUUUUACUUUGAUCACUUACACUGUAGCUCCUUUUCUAAUUCCCACUUGUCAGACAGAAUUGUGUCCAUUGUUAUUAGCGUACCAAAUGUUCAAGAUCAUUUUUAUAACAUGAAAGGCUUUAAAUUGCAUUAUUAUUAUUUUAUUAUCUAAGGACUAACCUUCAACUAAAUCAUGCAAUCUUCUAUCAAUUACUUUUUCCAGUAAAGCCGACACCAAAAAAUAGCUCUAGCACCUGGACCACAUAAUCACACAUCAGGUAUUUUUACAACCGUUGUUCAAACCUCUUCCAGAGAACCUUUCCAUGCCUGGUCUGUGGUUACACAAUCUUUAUGGGAAAACCUGCAGGAGUGUUCAGAAUAUCAUUGCAAAUAUAAUAAUAUGAGGUGAAUACUCACACACCAAACCUGGCUCUGUUGGUUGCAUGUUGCUAUGUCACCAUCAGGUUUUUAUUUAACACUAGACAACUUGCAACCUGAGACAACAGCCAUAUACCGUGUUCUUGAAUAAGUGGAAGUCAACAUUAAAUUCAUCUUCAGCUUAACUGAUUUCUGGGUCCAUAUGAAGCAUUAGAAAGCUGCUUUUGUCAGGUAAAAUACAAAUAAAAAAAGACACUUUUAAAUCGUAAUAUUUUGUGAAAUAUGGGGAAUCAAAUUAAUCAUUGAAACCCCGCCCUGUUUGUAUCUGAUGUCCUUAAAUUCGUAGAUAGUUAAUAUGCCUUCCUGCCAAUACCUAUCUUCUUGAUAUGCUCAUAAGAGUUUAUCACUAACUCAGCCUUAAACAUGGUUUCACAAAACUGACCUUAACUCUGCACCUGGAGCCCUAUUCAACAGAAGAAUACAAAUAUAUUUAAAACAUCUGACUGUGUUGUAAACAAUAAUUGUGUGUGAUAUUUCAAAUAAGUAAAGUGUUGAGGUCAAGGAAUAAAUAGAUCUGAAUUUGAGUACACGGUGAAGUUAGUUAUUUCCUUGUGCUUUUUCACUUUACAUUACAUAUUUGUUUUAAUUGUUAUGCCAAUUACAACACUAAAGUAUAGCUGUGAUUCAAGAUUGUCUCAGCUGCAUGUCAACCUUGCCAUACAAACACUGUUCUUGAGUCACUUUAUUCAUGGUAAUAGAAGUAGUUAUCACUAGAAAUUCAAACGUUAGACAGAAAUGCUAUGAGAAAAAUCAAG